This is a messenger RNA of Betta splendens (Siamese fighting fish), 2426 nucleotides long. RefSeq names its product G protein-coupled receptor 184 (gene gpr184). Gene Ontology annotation, molecular function: G protein-coupled receptor activity. Gene Ontology annotation, cellular component: membrane. The coding region runs from base 1271 to 2299 and encodes 342 amino acids. Lineage: Eukaryota; Metazoa; Chordata; Actinopteri; Anabantiformes; Osphronemidae. The record is from RefSeq and is a predicted model, not a curated record. The transcript is spliced from 2 exons. Gene Ontology annotation, biological process: negative regulation of G2/M transition of mitotic cell cycle; G1/S transition of mitotic cell cycle; G protein-coupled receptor signaling pathway.
UCACCGCUAAUUACUGCCGUGGUUGCUCUCAAGAAACUAGAGUCUGAGGCUUCAAGAAACACUGCUGGUUGGAAGUCUGGGGGCUUGAAAGCGGUCAUUUAUUUGAAAGCCCCACUCGCUUCUUUGUUGUUUGUGUUGCUCUAAACGGACGGUUGUCGAGGGAGAGGCACGUGCUGCGCGUGUACGAGCCCGUGUUCCACCACAGUUUGUGCGGAAACGCCGAUUCUCUGCGGGGCUGGACGCGCGCUGCGGUUCAUGCAGCCGUGGCCACAGCAACAGGCUGACGAGAGCGGCGGUGGAGGAGGAGGGGGAGAGUAAAACACGCUCGGCUUUGACUCUGACACCCGCGGAGCACACCCUCAGGGAGGCGAGCAGUAAAAGCUACUAUCAGAUAUAUUACAAAACGAUAAGGAGUGCAGCACAUUCCUCCCCUUGAGGCCCCACGUCUGCGCCGCACUCAAACGCUGACAAACCCUUUAUUGGCUCGGAGGAGACGGGAUGCGCUGCAGCUCGGGACGGGGUUGCGUCCGAAUGCUUUCACAGGAAAAGCACAAACGAGAGGGAAACCCGGACGGAGCCCACGCUGACAGUGAGCAGCGAAUGUACUGUAAACUCGUCACAGUCGCGUUACACACAACGCAGGGGGGGAAAACUCUACGUGACACAAGCAGAACAAUGACUCGGCAGCAACUACAGAAGGCAUUACUGAGAAAAAGUUCCCAUCACCACAGUGUAGUUCCCCACCGACACACACACGUAACACAGGUUCUACACACGCACACACGCAGCGCAGGCGCAUUAUCAUUCACUGCAGACGGCCCCGCUCUAAAUGCCUGCUCUAUUAUUGGGUUUUCGAUGGGACGGCCUGUCUCUCGCUGCAGACAUUAAUGGCAUUAGACGCUUCCUGAGCCCGUAAACACGCGGAGGACGAGCCCGAGCGACGGAGCAAAGCGACAGCGAAGAUGCCUCCGACGUCCUGAACAAAGGUUUAAUUUCCUGCCAGUGAAAUCUCAGAUAGACAGAAAGAUGUGAAGGAUAUUGAGGGGAUAGCAUCAACCAAUAAGAACAUUUCAAGGAGCCGAUGGCGCGCGCUGCUGUUGUUGAGGCUUGUUUAUUCACUGAGCAGCGGGCGUCUUCUUCAUGAAGGAAGCGGUCGGGGUCCUUGUGAUUCUACGCGAUCAUAGCAGCUCAGCCCGAUUCGUACUGUAACGACUCACAGAGUUACAUCAGACAGAGACUCUCUAACUGGUGUCAGGCGACGCGCGGAACCAUGAACAGCACCGUCGGCACAAACUCCACUCCACUCUGCGUGGAAAUCCACAAGAGCUCCAGCGACUUCCUGGCCUACGUCUACAUCCUGACUUUCGUACUGGGCCUGAUCUUCAACGUGCUCACCCUGGGCCCCAUCUGGCAGCAGGUCCGCAGGCAAAACGUCCUGGGCAUCUUCCUGCUGUGCCUGUCCGUCUCCGACAUGUGCUUCAUCUUCACCAUGCCGCUCUGGAUCAACUACUACUGGCAGAACCACCGGUGGAAGCUGGGCAGCGGGUCCUGCAACGUGGUGGGCUUCUUCUACUACUCCAACAUGUACAUCAGCAUCUUCCUGCUGUGCUGCAUCUCCGUGGACCGGUGCCUGGUGAUCACGCGGCCGCUCCGCUCCAAGGCCCACCGCACGUCGUGCUACGCGUGGGCGCAGUGCGCCGCGGUGUACGUCCUCGUGAUGCUGCUGCACGUCAUCGUGUUGUUCAACGAUAAUCUCACCGGCGCGCACGACGAGGUGAACAACAGCGACCGCUGCUACGAGACCUACCCCAUGGAGCGGCCCGUGGCUCUGUUCAACAUGCUCCGCGUGGGCCUGGGCUUCUUCCUGCCGCUGCUGGUGUUGGCGGUGAGCUACUGGAAGGUGCUGGCCACCGUGGGCCAGAGCCCCGGCCUGACGGCCCAGGUCAAGCGUAAGGUGCGCCUGCUGUCCUUCGGCGUGAUCGGGAUCUUCUCCGUCUGCUUCGCUCCCUACCACGUGCUGCUGCUGGCGCGCUCGCUGGUCUUCUACCGCAGCGACAGCACGGAGCCCCGGGGCGGCUACUGCCAGUUCGAGCAGAGCAUGCACCUGUUGUUCUCGUGCACGCUGGCGCUGUCCAGUCUGAACUGCGUGGUGGACCCCGUGCUGUACGUUAUGGUCAGUAACGGGGUCCAGGAGGACGUGAAGCUAUUCUUCAGGAGAGGCCAAAAGACAAUGACCCACAGCACUGUUGUAUCUGCAAACAAUAGAGGAAAUGCGCCUAAUAAUAAUAAUUUAAUAUGAAAAGUAAGACGUGUGUGGGCGGACUAGUGCACCUUUGUGUGUGUGUGUGUGUGUGUGUGUGUGUGUGUGUGUGUGUGUGUGUGUGUGUGUGUGUGUGUGUGUGUGUGUGUGUGUGUGUGUGUGUGUG